This is a messenger RNA of Arabis nemorensis, 504 nucleotides long. The record is from the annotation of a GenBank genome assembly. NCBI's taxonomy places the organism in Eukaryota, Viridiplantae, Streptophyta, Magnoliopsida, Brassicales, Brassicaceae.
AUGACAAGACAAGUAGAGAUACGUCAGUGUCUGAUCUACGACGGUCCAGAUGCAAACGCUCGUCUGAUCGGAUUGGAGUACAUAGUAACAGAGAAACUAUUCAUGGCUUUGCCUGACGAUGAGAAGAAGCUUUGGCACACGCACGAGUGGGAAGUGAAAGGAGGAUUCUUGUUCAUGCCUGGUGUUCCUGGUCCCAUUCAGCGUCAAGAGCUCGACAAAGUCGCUAAGACUUAUGGCAAAGUUUUCCAUUUUUGGCAAGUUGAUUUGGGACAUGAGCUUCCCAUUGGUUUACCUAAUGUCAUGAUGGCUGUUACUCGCGAUGGUCAGCUUUUCCACGAUAUGAUUCAGGAGGCGGAGAAGCGAUUUGGGGUAUCGAUAGAGGGGGAGAGGGACGCAAGGGCGUACAUGAAGGGGCCUGAGUUCGGGAUCCAUCCGUUGGCGAAUGGAGGAGGCAAAGGGCUAAAGCUUGAGGUGCGAGAGGUGGACAUCGAUAAAGCUGGUUGA